Messenger RNA from Chinchilla lanigera (long-tailed chinchilla), 1139 nucleotides. It is a transcript of the gene H1-5, whose product is annotated as histone H1.5. The transcript has a single exon. Gene Ontology annotation, molecular function: DNA binding; structural constituent of chromatin. Gene Ontology annotation, biological process: nucleosome assembly. Gene Ontology annotation, cellular component: nucleosome. The record is from RefSeq and is a predicted model, not a curated record. Bases 346 to 1026 code for a protein of 226 amino acids. Lineage: Eukaryota; Metazoa; Chordata; Mammalia; Rodentia; Chinchillidae.
CUGCAGGAGUUUUCCCAAGAAUCCAAAGGAUUUUCACAGUAUCUUUCACUAAUUGUGCAUGACUGAAAAAACCACAAAUAAGUGUGUGUAUCUGGAGACUGUCCUGCCGCUUUGGAGCCUCAAAGCGCAAAAGUUUGUUCUGUGGUUUUCAGAAUUUAAUCGAGUUUGGGGCACUAACAAACACACGGGAGUCCCAGGCUGAGCAGCAGCGGCCGAGGAUGGUGGGUCCGCGCUCCACCAAUCACAGACCUGCGCCGCGUUAUAUAAAGCCCCGACCACAGUCGUAGACCCGCAAAUCUUGCUUCUGGGUUCGAGUUCGCUCUUUCCUUUUUUUUCCUUAUCGCUAUGUCUGAAACUGCUCCUGCCGAGACGGCCGCGCCGGCCCCCGUGGAGAAGUCACCCUCCAAGAAGAAGGCCACCAAGAAGGCCGCGGGCGCCGGCGCAGCGAAGCGCAAGGCCACUGGCCCGCCUGUGUCCGAGCUCAUCACUAAGGCCGUAGCCGCUUCAAAGGAGCGCAACGGCCUCUCCUUGGCCGCCCUCAAGAAGGCGCUGGCGGCCGGUGGGUACGACGUGGAGAAGAACAACAGCCGCAUCAAGCUGGGGCUGAAGAGCCUGGUGAGCAAGGGCACCCUGGUGCAGACGAAGGGCACCGGCGCCUCCGGCUCCUUCAAGCUCAACAAGAAGGCUGCUUCGGGGGAGGCCAAGCCGAAGGCCAAGAAGGCGGGCGCAGCCAAGCCUAAAAAGCCCGCGGGAGCUACUCCUAAGAAGCCUAAGAGGGCUGCAGGCGCCAAGAAGGCCGGGAAGAAGACGCCAAAGAAGGCCAGAAAGCCCGCUGCAGCCAGCGUGAAAAAAGUGGCUAAGAGCCCCAAGAAGGCAAAGCCUGCCGCCAAGCCUAAAAAGGCUGCCAAGAGCCCCGCCAAACCGAAAGCCGUGAAGGCCAAGGCCGCCAAGCCCAAAGCUUCCAAGUCCAAGCCCGCAAAGCCCAAGGCUACUAAAGCCAAAAAAGCGGCGCCCAAGAAGAAGUAGGAAGUUGGCAAUGCGAUUUAGCACCAAACCCCAAAGGCUCUUUUCAGAGCCACCCACAAAUCUUCAGAAAGAGCUCUGCAUUGCAUUUUAUUUUCUCUUAAUAUAAAACUCAC